Molecule: messenger RNA, 747 nt
Organism: Schistosoma turkestanicum
Lineage: Eukaryota; Metazoa; Platyhelminthes; Trematoda; Strigeidida; Schistosomatidae
Source: the annotation of a GenBank genome assembly
CCGAAAGAACAAGAAUCGAGCGCAAAGAAAUCAAUUGGUUUACACUAGUUCGUGAAAAAGAAAUUGGAUAUUGGAUAUUGAAUUUGAGCCAAUCAAGGUUACGUACACGGUGCAGUCAGAUUUGACCGUGACUGAUCAGCUCACUCGUUACAAAGCCGCACGAAAAUGAAGGCUGUUUGUGUUAUGUCUGGUACAGCUGGCGUGAAGGGCGUUGUCAAAUUCUCCCAAGAAACUGGUGAUGGACCCGUCCAUGUUCAUGCCGAAUUCACUGGAUUGAAGGCUGGAAAACAUGGUUUUCACGUUCAUGAAUUUGGUGAUACAACAAAUGGAUGUACUUCAGCCGGAGCUCAUUUUAAUCCAACUAAACAAGAACAUGGAGCGCCAGAAGAUAGUAUUCGUCAUGUUGGUGACCUAGGAAACGUUGUGGCUGGUGCCGACGGGAACGCAGUCUAUGAAGCGACUGACAAUUUAAUAUCUUUGAACGGCCCUCACUCAGUCAUUGGUCGAACUAUGGUUAUUCAUGAAAAUGAAGAUGAUUUAGGCCGUGGUGGUCAUGAACUAAGCAAAGUAACUGGUAAUGCUGGCGGUCGUUUAGCUUGUGGUGUUAUCGGUUUGUCUGCUGACUAGUAUUAAAUGCAUGUUUUGUACACUUUUGAUGUCUAUUCUCCCUGUGAAGUAGUAUGACUAUUAUUUGUCACAAAAGGGAGAUUUUAUGUUUUAUUUGAUUGUUAAAAAAGUUCAGUUAUU